This is a messenger RNA of Effrenium voratum, 1530 nucleotides long. Lineage: Eukaryota; Dinophyceae; Suessiales; Symbiodiniaceae. The record is from the annotation of a GenBank genome assembly.
GAGCCAACAGUCGCCAAGGGCUCAACCACUUGGUCAUCGCCUAUCUUCUAUGAUUUGAUUGCAGCAGCCGAGCGACAGAUGUCUUUCCGGUAUCAAGUUGCUAUUAUGCCACAUUACAGAGACAAGUAUUUUCUUGAACUCGCAGUUGAACGAUACCUGGAUAGAUUUCUGGAGCUGAAGCGACGGCAUCCAAAGGAGUUUUGGGUGCCGACCUAUGACAUUGAUUGCAUUUGGCAUGCCCACCAGCUGCAUCCCGAUGUCUACCUUUCAGAAACCAAAGAGCUGUGUGGCUCCUUGCUACCCCAUGAUGACAGUGUCAACGACCGUUCUGAAGGCUCCAAGCUGCAAGAAUCCUGGGAGCGGACGCAGCAGGUGUGGAAUGAGGAGUUUGGGGGUAAGGUGGCCACUGCGGGCGGCAUGUUCCGUGGCAACGUCACCCUCGAGGAGAGGUCGUGCCAGGCCAAGCAGUGGGAGCUGUUGACACGAGGCUCCAAUGGGACCCAACGGUUCUGGAUUGCCCUGCGGGCAGAAUAUUGUCGGCAGAAUGACCCCACACAGUGGAUCCACAAGAAGGAUGAGCUGGAACGCUUGCAAACCAGCUUUCAGAGAUGGUCUGCAUCUACGGAUGGCACCUUUGCGGGUCGAGUGUGGCACGGAAGAGGUGUCCACGGCAAGGCUUGCAGCAAUGUCGAGGUUGUGCGCAGUGCUGAUCCAACAUACUUGCCACUUGUCACAGCCCAUUUGAUCGCUAAAGACCAACUUCCGUCCCCACAGCAAGUGAGUAAUGCAGACGACUAUCCGACUAUCUCCGCAGGAGAGCGCGCCUAUCUAGUCCGAGUGGCUUCAGAAGAUGUGGCGGUGCUUACGGGCAAGUGGCAAAGCUUUAAGAAAGGAAAAAAUGGCGAUCCUGGCAGACUGCAGGUGAAGCUGUUUGCCCUGAAGCCGCAAAGGUUUUGCCAAGUUGAGCAGGUCAGGGUGUCCCCUGCAAGUCCCAGCGACUUCCGCUUCAACUUGAGCCCUUUGGGCGUGGGUAGCGCGGAAGGACGCGUGAUCAUCAACUUGGCCACUGGUCUGAUCCAUGGCGAUAGCCUGGAGGCGUCGGGGAUUGCCUAUGGCUUUGGCUUGGCCCUGGCGGCGCUACAUGUGGCCCUGCAGCCUCGUAAGAAGGUCGCGACGGUGGGAAGUGGCCAGACCCGAUAUGGCGACACAGCCGUCGCACAGCACAAGUUCCCCUUUCUGAUUUCCGCAGGAGGAGAGCUCGACCCAGCUACGCGAAUGUCCGUGCGUGGAGAAUCGUUCGACGGCGUUGGAGCAGACGCAGAUGCUUGUGAUGCUUGGUUCUUGUGUGGGGAUCGCGGCAGACGGGACAACGGAGAUACGUAUUUGGGGGAUGACAGCUACACCUUCUGGGCAUUCACCGACACCGAUGGUGCUGGAUGCGGUGCUUGCGGCGCUUGUGGUGCUUGUGGUGGUUGUGGCGGCUGUGGUGGCUGUGGCGGCUGUGGUGGUUGCGGUGGCUGUGGGGGCUAA